CUCUGCAGCGAACACUUCGGCGCCCGGUGCUGGUGGCUUUGGCUCUGCAGCGAACACUUCGGCGCCCGGUGCUGGUGGCUUUGGCUCUGCAGCGAACACUUCGGCGCCCGGUGCUGGUGGCUUUGGCUCUGCAGCGAACACUUCGGCGCCCGGUGCUGGUGGCUUUGGCUCUGCAGCGAACACUUCGGCGCCCGGUGCUGGUGGCUUUGGCUCUGCAGCGAACACUUCGGCGCCCGGUGCUGGUGGCUUUGGCGCGAGGGGCGCCUCCGCUAGCGUUCCUACCAGUGGCGGGGCGGGUGCUUUUGCUGGUUUUGGGUCAUCAGCGGCGCAAACCGCAGGGAUCCCCACGAAUGCAUCUGCCGCUGCUAAUUCUUCCUCUACUGCCGCUGGCCCCUCCGGAUUCGGGUUCGGUGGAUCGACUGUAAAGGGGGAGAGUACCUCGAGCGGAUGCGCCGCACCCAGCCGAGCGGCGGGCACUGUGGGCAAUGCGGCUGCUGCUCUGACGAAGGAGGCUGCCGCGUGUGCGCGCAAGCCCGCUGCCGAGGAGCUGAAGGGAAAGUCGCUUUCCUCCAUCUUGGCCCAGUUUGAUAAGAAGUUUGCGAAGGAUUACCGCGAGUUUCAGAAGCUCUCGCAGCAUAUGCUCCUCCGUGACCGUCAAAUUAUUGAUCGUGGGAAUGAUAUCUUGGCCUACAUUUCCCAUUUGGACAGUGCCCUCAGCACCGCGGAGGCGUCGAAGCAAAAGUUGGCGGAGCUGAAGAGCAAACAAGCGGCCAUUGCCACGAUGAUGCAGCGUGUGGAGGAUUCCGUUCAGCCCGUUUACGCCAAGGUGCAGCCAAGCUUCACAAAGUUAGACGAACAACGUGAGGCGACCUACACGUCGGUGAUUAGCCUGUUUGACGAGGUAGAGGCGUUUAGGCUGCGGCUGUCGCAAAGCGUGGGCCAACACAAUCGUUCCCUCCGGCAGCUGCGGGAGUGCGAUGACCUGGAGAGAGUGGCGGGGCUCGUGGAUUGCCAACUGAGCGCGCUAGAACAGUGCUCCUUGAAGGCGGAAGAGCUAGAGUCAGAGAUUGACUUGCUUCUGGGAAAGGCUCCCUCUCUGUAG
Messenger RNA from Trypanosoma conorhini, 1102 nucleotides. RefSeq lists its product as uncharacterized. The record is from RefSeq and is a predicted model, not a curated record. The annotation marks the transcript as partial. NCBI's taxonomy places the organism in Eukaryota, Euglenozoa, Kinetoplastea, Trypanosomatida, Trypanosomatidae. The transcript has a single exon.